UGACUCCCGUCGAAAACUGUGACUGGCAGAAUCGUACCGGAGAUCUCAAAUAGGAUAUAUCGUGUGAUUGGAAGGGAUCUUUGCAAGCUAGCUUUUCUACGACAUGGCGACCGCCAAGACAACUUCGGCUGCCCCCGAGAACAUACCCAAGCCGGCUGUACAUGAGCUGCCCGUGUCGAAGGUGAUCGUGCAUCCAUUGGUGUUGCUCUCGGUCGUUGAUCACUUCAAUCGCAUGGGAAAGAUUGGGAAUCAGAAACGAGUCAUCGGUGUUCUAUUGGGAUCCUUGAAAUCCAAGGGAAUCCUCGACAUCUCGAACAGCUUCGCCGUCCCCUUCGAUGAAGAUGACCGUGACAAAUCUGUGUGGUUUCUCGACCACGAUUAUCUGGAGAACAUGUUCGCCAUGUUCAAGAAGGUGAACGCCAGAGAACGCAUCGUCGGUUGGUAUCACACCGGUCCGAAACUCCAUCAAAACGACAUCGCAAUCAACGAGUUGGUGCGUCGCUACUGCCCGAACUCCGUGCUCGUUAUCAUCGGGGCGAAGCCCAAGGAUCUGGGCUUGCCGACCGAGGCUUACAUUUCGGUUGAGGAAGUGCACGAUGAUGGCACUCCGACGAGCAAAACUUUCGAGCACGUUCCAAGCGAAAUCGGCGCAGAGGAAGCCGAGGAGGUCGGUGUGGAACACCUUCUGCGGGACAUCAAGGACACCACAGUUGGAACACUCAGCCAGAGGAUCACAAACCAGUUCAUGAGUCUGAAGGGUCUUCAUUCACAAGUGAACGACAUCCGAAAAUAUCUCGACCACGUUGUCGAAGGUCAACUCCCUGUCAACCACACGAUCAUUUACCAAUUGCAAGACAUUUUCAAUCUGCUUCCCGACGUGUCCACUCAGGAGUUCGUGAAAAGUUUAUACGUGAAAACCAAUGAUCAAAUGCUGGUGGUUUAUCUUGCUUCAAUGGUGAGAUCUGUGAUCGCUUUGCACAAUUUGAUCAACAAUAAGAUCACGAAUCGGGACGCAGAGAAGAAGGAGAGCGAGAAAGUUGCGUCUCCGAAACGCGACGAGAAGGACAAGGGAGACAAGGAUUCGAAGGAUGCCAAGGACGCUAAGAAGGACGACAAAACGUCUAAAGACUCUGAAGAUUCGAAGUCCAAGAAGAAAUGAAUUUGCGAAAAUGAAUUUCUCCAAUGAGGAGCACAAGCGGGAAUAGAGAAUUUCUGAAAUAUCUCCCUACCGCUCAAUAUCCUCAUGGAUAUUUAUGGAUGAGAUGGUCGACCAUGAUAUAAAAGAUGUACAUACAU
Molecule: messenger RNA, 1296 nt
Organism: Galendromus occidentalis (western predatory mite)
Lineage: Eukaryota; Metazoa; Arthropoda; Arachnida; Mesostigmata; Phytoseiidae
Gene: Rpn8
Product: regulatory particle non-ATPase 8
Exons: 5
Coding region: 104-1159 (351 amino acids)
Biological process (GO): proteasome-mediated ubiquitin-dependent protein catabolic process
Cellular component (GO): proteasome regulatory particle; proteasome complex
Molecular function (GO): protein binding; metallopeptidase activity
Source: RefSeq, a predicted model, not a curated record